AAGAUGGCGGACUCCAGGCCCGGCUCUUACUGCGGGCGAGUGGGAGAGCAGCGGCGAAACGGUUAUGGGCGUUAUGUUUAUCCGAAUUCUUUUUUCCAAUACGAAGGAGAAUGGAAACAAGGAAAAAAACAUGGCCGUGGGAAAUUGCUGUUUAAGGAUGGAAGUUAUUAUGAAGGCGAGUUUGCAGAUGGAGAAAUUACGGGCAAUGGAUUCAGAUACUGGACAUCUACAGGGAAUACUUAUUCUGGCCAGUUCCUCGUUGGCGAGAUCCAUGGGCAUGGAGUCAUUCAGUAUGCGGAUGGUGGAAAAUAUGAAGGGGAGUUCUCCUAUGGAGUUCGGGAAGGCCACGGAUUACUGACUGAUAAGGACGGGCAAAUGUAUCAAGGAUGCUUCCAUAAGAACAAAAAAAAUGGAGGAGGAAAAAUGCUCUUCAAAAAUGGAGAUGAAUUUGAAGGAGACUGGAUCUUGGACCAGAGACAAGGUCAUGGAGUACUCCAUUGUGCUGAUGGAACUGUAUAUGAGGGACAGUGGAGAAAUGACACAUUCAACGGACAGGGCUGCCUAAUCCAUUGUUCAGGUGUCAUCUAUGAUGGACAGUGGCUCAAUGGCUGCCCUAUUGGACAAGCAAAGAAGAUUGUGAUUUUGGGACCGGAGUUCAUUGAUACAGUGCCAAGGUCUGCUCACACGUUUCAAGUCCAGUUGCAAAAUGAGGAAGGAGAGGUUUCGGAAAGCGAGAGCGGUCGACUGCUGGAAAUCAGCGCUGGUCUAAGAAAUGCCCAGUUUCCAAGCUGCAGUACCAGCUCCUACAAGUUAAUUGAACAAACUGGGAGGCAGCCGGUGAGAAGCUCUUUUGGAUUUGAGUACAUUAGCUAUCCUUUGAUGGCGGAUGCAUUUGGAAGCCAGAAACCGCAAGCUGCUCUGCCUACUGUUGGCAAAUCUGGAUUUACCCUGCCUGAAUUGCCAGUCCCCCCAAAUGGAGGCGUGGAGCCAGAAUCCAGAUCAAAACCCCUGGGUGGUGCAGGAGAUGCCCUUAGCAACCAGGUUGCUACAGAAAAUGAAAUCCGCCAUUUACUACAUUUCCAAAGAGCUGAGCAGGGCAAGGCCAUUUUCAGGAACGUUACCCUUGGGCCUUUUCUGGUGGAUCCACAGCCGGCUACACAAUCGGAUGAGCUUCCUGAGGAAGGAGGCAAAAAGCCGGGUGUCAAGGGCCCUGCUGAGAAAAUGACAGCUUCCCAGGAGGUACUUGGCGAUAAUAGAUCUGGAGUGGCAGUCGAAGGAUGGAAGUCCGAGGCAACACCGCCAGGAGAAUAUGUAAUUAUGGUCCAUGAAGUGACAUCACCUCCAUUCCUAGGCCAGCAUCUCCCACCUGCUUUCAAGAUCUUGAGGGUUAUGCCAGAGUGAGACACAACAUUGGCAGGGAUAGAUAAGAAUCACAGAAUGGUGGAGUUGGAAGG
Elgaria multicarinata webbii is the source of this 1454-nucleotide messenger RNA. RefSeq names its product MORN repeat containing 1 (gene MORN1). The transcript is spliced from 15 exons. Bases 4 to 1401 code for a protein of 465 amino acids. The record is from RefSeq and is a predicted model, not a curated record. NCBI's taxonomy places the organism in Eukaryota, Metazoa, Chordata, Lepidosauria, Squamata, Anguidae.